CAAACCCGUGUUAGUAAGUUUCUAUCUUUCCCCAACAAUUGACAUCUGAGAGCAGAAAAGCAUCAAAAACAAGCAGCAGUGAAGAAGAAUCUAAAAUAGGGUUUCAAGUUACGAAAAACUUGUCAAGAGUACUGGUAAAGCGUCAUGAAUUCUUUAAACAACUUUAUGCUUGGAACUCUAACUCCUCCUAGCAGGUGAAUUGAGAUUUGAUUUCAAUCAGGUCAGAUAAAAUUCUUUUAUAUUCCUCUUCUAGGGAUUUUUGUUUAUCUGUCUGAGAUUUGAGUUACUGCAAGUUCAUAAUUUGUUACAUUGAAUUGCAUAUCGUAGUAUUCACCUUUGAUUAGUACUAGCAGAAAUACAUUUCUUCUAUUUUUAUCCUUGUCAUUCACUUGCACUGUAUAGAAAACAAGAAUGAAAACCCAUAACAGUUGAAAUUUAUGCUAACAUAUCUUUCAAUGUCUUCUUCCGUAGCUGUUAAUUGGAUUUCAACUCUUCUCUUAUUUCUCCUACUAGCUUAUUAUCUCAUCAUUUUCAUAUCAAAAUCCAGUAACAAGCUUAAACGCUUACCUCCCGGUCCAAAAGGCCUUCCAAUUGUAGGCAACUUUUUUAUGUUAGGUAAAGCCGUUCAUAGAGAUCUCCACCGAUUGUCGACCCAAUAUGGUCCUAUUAUGUAUCUGCGUCUUGGUUUUGUCCCAGUUAUUGUUGUCUCCUCUGCUGAAGCUGCAGAACUUUUUCUCAAAACACAUGAUCUCAAUUUCGCAAGUAGACCUUUUACUGCAGCUGCCAAGUAUAUCACUUAUGACCGUAAAAGCUUUUUCACUGAAUACGGUCCGUAUUGGCGAAAUCUUCGUAAAUUAAGUUCAUUAAAACUGCUUAAUCGUAACAAAAUUGAGUCUUUUGAGUCCAUGAGAAGUUUUGAGAUUGGGUUAUUGAUUAGAUCACUGCAAGAUGCUGCAAAUUUACAUGAAGUAGUAGAUAUUACUAGUAAGGUAUUUGCUCUAAAUAAAGAUAUGUCGUGCUUAAUGGUGUUUGGAAAGAAGCGUGUGGAAAGCGACCAUGAUAAAAAGUCAUUUCAUGAAGUCGUGCUAGAAGGAAUGAGGCUUGCUGCGGUUCCAAAUUUAGCUGAGUAUAUUCCUUUUAUUGGUCAAUUUGAUCUUCAAGGUCUGGUGAAAGGGAUGAAGGCAGUUAGUGAAGUUUUUGAUAAAAUGUUAGAUAACGUUAUUGAUGAACAUUUAGAGGUUUAUGAUAAGGAUAAUCUUAAGGACUUCAUUGAUGUCUUGUUGGAUUGUAUGGAAUCUAAUGAUACCGACUUUCCAAUCGAUCGAUCCAAUAUCAAAGCCAUUGCUUUGGGCAUACUUCUAGGAGCAAUGGACACUUCAGCAACUGCAAUUGAAUGGACCCUGACAGAAUUGAUCAAGAAUCCAAGAGUGAUGCGAAAAGUCCAGGAUGAGUUGGAGAAAGAGGCCGGUUUGGACCGUCUGGUCGAAGAAUCAGAUCUACCAAAACUAGAGUAUCUGGAUAUGGUCAUUAAGGAGAGCUUCAGACUUCAUCCAGUUGGACCACUUCUACUCCCUCAUGAAUCCAUUGAAGACUGUCAAGUUAACGGCUUCUUCAUACCCAAAAAAUCUAGAGUAAUAAUCAACAGUUGGGCAAUUGGACGUGAUCCACAAACCUGGACUGAUCCAGAGAAAUUCAUCCCAGAGAGGUUCCUGGGGAACAAUGUAGAUGUUCGAGGAUAUGAUUUUGAACUCCUUCCAUUUGGAUCAGGUCGUCGACGUUGCCCUGGAUUGACGCUAGGCUUUUUAGUGGUUCGAUUGGUUGUGGCGCAAUUGGUACAUUGCUUCGAUUGGGAGCUUCCAAAUCAUAUGUUGCCGGAUGAUUUAGAUACAAAAGAAGUGUUUGGUGUGGUGAUGCCGAGAGCCAAUCAUCUAUGUGCCAUUCCAAAGUAUCGUCUUCACAGUUGAUAAACAUGUAAGAAUUGUUUCAAGUAAAGUUUGUACUUCUGUAGGCUAUCAUUAUACUUGUUUAGUCUUUGUAAAACCUAUUGAGGUCCAAAAACACUAGAACUGAGCUGAGAAGUUAACACCCGAUCACUAUUCCAGUUUGGUAGUUCUUUUUUUUCCUCUGACAAGCUAUUUUUCUGUUUUUGUUAAGAAAACUCUUGUUUUUGUUUCUGUA
Molecule: messenger RNA, 2178 nt
Organism: Papaver somniferum (opium poppy)
Lineage: Eukaryota; Viridiplantae; Streptophyta; Magnoliopsida; Ranunculales; Papaveraceae
Product: cytochrome P450 CYP736A12-like
Exons: 2
Coding region: 438-1964 (508 amino acids)
Molecular function (GO): iron ion binding; heme binding; monooxygenase activity
Source: RefSeq, a predicted model, not a curated record